AUGAUUUCCAGCGUUGUCGUGCUCGUCUCCGCCGCCAUGGCCGUGCGAGCCAUGCCCUCCUCGGUAUUUGAGCCAACUAGCAAUGUCCAUGCAUUCCAAGUGCGAGCUGCUGGUUCCCCCUCGACGGACGGCAUCUGCGGCGCCUUCAAUGGAUCGUCCGUCUGCGUGGCCUCGGGCUUUGGACCAUGCUGCUCCCAAUUCGGAUACUGUGGUAGCAGCGACCUGCACUGUGGUACGGGAUGCCAGACUGGCUUUGGUUCCUGCGGCACUGCGCCGGACCCGCAGGUUAAGGACCUAGGCUGCUUCACUGACAGCACUAGUGCCCGUGUGCUGCCCUUCAUGAUCAAUCUGGCUGGCAACACCCCAGCCAAGUGCAGCAAAGCCUGUGAUGACGCCGGUUUCGCUUACUCAGGUGUCGAGUUUGGCAGCCAGUGCUGGUGCGGAAGCGCCCCCCAACAGCCGCUGGUGACCUCGGCCGGCUGCACAAUGGACUGCGCCGGAGACAGUGCGCAGAAGUGUGGCGGCAGCAACGCCAUCCGCAUCUUCUCGGCCAUUCCAACCUGGCAGAACAAAGGCUGCUACUCUGACGCUACCAACUCCCGCACCCUGAGCACCUCCUUAAACUUAGCCGGCAAUACCAACAAGAAGUGCCAGGAUGCCUGCGCUGCCGCUGGCUACAAGUAUGCCGGCACCGAGUUUGGUUCUCAGUGCUUCUGCGGCAACUCGAUUGACAACAACGGCGCGGCCAUUGCCGCGACCAGCUGCAACAAGGCCUGCGCCGGAGACUCAACCACCACCUGUGGUGGCGCUAAUGCCCUCAGCCUCUUUCUGCUCCUGGGAGCGUGA
Messenger RNA from Pochonia chlamydosporia 170, 846 nucleotides. Its product is annotated as WSC domain-containing protein. Lineage: Eukaryota; Fungi; Ascomycota; Sordariomycetes; Hypocreales; Clavicipitaceae. The record is from RefSeq and is a predicted model, not a curated record. The coding region runs from base 1 to 846 and encodes 281 amino acids. The transcript is spliced from 2 exons. Gene Ontology annotation, molecular function: chitin binding.